AUGUGUGAUGGUCAAGGGACCAAAGUUGACAGUGGCGAUGGAGGGGCCAAAGCUGACAGUGGCAGUGGAGGGGCCAAAGCUGACAGUGGCGUGGAGGGGCCAAAGCUGACAGUGGCGGUGGAGGGGCCAAAGCUGACAGUGGCAGUGGAGGGGCCAAAGCUGGAAGUGGCAGUGGAGGGGCCAAAGCUGACAGUGGCGGUGGAGGGGUCAAAGCUGACAGGGCCGGUGGAGGGGCCAAAGUUGACAGUGAUGGUCAAGGGACCAAAGUUGACAGUGGCGAUGGAGGGGCCAAAGCUGACAGUGGCAGUGGAGGGGCCAAAGCUAACAGUGGCGGUGGAGGGGCCAAAGCUGACAGUGGCGGUGAAGGGGCCAAAGCUGACAGUGAUGGUCAAGGGACCAAAUGAUGGUCAAGGGACCAAAGUUGACAGUGGCGAUGGAGGGGCCAAAGCUGACAGUGGCAGUGGAGGGGCCAAAGCUGACAGUGGUGGUGGAGGGCCAAAGCUGACAGUAGCGGUGGAGGGGACAAAGCUGACAGGGCCGGUGGAGGGGCCAAAGCUGACAGUGGCGGUGGAGGGGCCAAAGCUGACAGUGGCGGUGGAGGGGCCAAAGCUGGAAGUGGCAGUGGAGGGGCCAAAGCUGACAGUGGCGAUAAAGGAGCCACAGCUGACAGUGGCGGUGGAGGGGCCAAAGCUGACAGUGGCAGUGGAGGGGCCAAAGCUGACAGUGGCGGUGGAGGGGCCAAAGCUGACAGUGGCGGUGGAGGGGUCAAAGCUGACAGUGGCGGCCGGUGGAGGGGCCAAAGCUGACAGUGGCGAUAAAAGGGCCAAAGCUGACAGUGGUGGUCGGUGGAGGGGCCAAAGCUGA
Messenger RNA from Saccoglossus kowalevskii, 864 nucleotides. Its product is annotated as neuroblast differentiation-associated protein AHNAK-like. The record is from RefSeq and is a predicted model, not a curated record. Lineage: Eukaryota; Metazoa; Hemichordata; Enteropneusta; Harrimaniidae.